AUGUCGGCUUCACAAGCAGAAUCACAGCUCGAAGCACUCCCCACAGAACUCAAAAUACAAGUCCUUCGAUGUCUCCCAAGUGUUUCCUCUCUGGAAUCCCUGACCCACUCAUCACCUCAAUUCUACAACGCUUACCAUAGCGAGGAAUAUGCACGACUUCUCGAACAAGUAGUAGAAAACGAACUCGGAAGCGAAGUUCUAAAAGAAGCAUGGUUCGUGAUCAGAGCAGCACGGCACCUACAUCUGCGAACCAGUAAUCGUUUCAAUAACGAAUUGGAUGAUACAUCGCGAAAGGCAUUAUUAGAACUGUUAAGAAGUGGAAGAAAUUUAGAUAAAAGUGAGCUGGGUAUCACACUGGAGGAUAUGAUUUGGUUUUCAAAGAAGCUGUCCGCACUCCAAGAAUUGACGAUGGCAUUCUUUGAAAGCACGAUAGGAAAGCAUCCAAUUACUGGGGAACGGAUCCCCUUAUCAGCCCCCUCAGCAGAACCUCCUUCCAAGAGCGAGCUCUGUCGCAUUCAACGCGCCAUUCUCCGAAUAGAGGCUUUUACCUAUUUGUUUUCACUUGAAGACCAUGAUUCUUCAGCGUACAGACAUGCUCAAGAUACAAGAGGUCCAUUCAUGGAGCAAGGAUUAAAUCGUAUCCACCGGCACGACUGGAGACGACGCCGACCUCUGUGCGAAUUAACCAGUGAGCAGCAAGUCCUCUUCUUGGAUAGAUACGAGGAAUGGGAAAUAGAAGAAAUGAUUUGCGUACGAGAUUGGUAUCGUAGGGAAUAUGGUGCUCUGUAUAAGCAAUAUCCGAAGGAAUGGAAAGACGUGUGGAUUUAUCAAGAAUGGAUAGAUGGAGACCCGAGCUGCGCCCUCGAGGAAGCCGCAAAUAGUAAAUGGCUCAGGGAAAAGGAUUGGAGGGAUUGGCAAAAUGUGAGCGAAUUGUCUAUGAGCAAGGGGUUUGAGUUGUUGGCGGAAGUAAAACGCAAAGAAACUGGAAAGGAGAAAGUGAACCUUAUAUACAGUGCCAUAGACAGUGAUGGGAUCUACUUCAUUGACGCGGACGAUUUUCUGUCGAUGACAUUGGAAGAAUGGCAAAUCUUAAGGACCAACGAUGCGACGAGAGAAAACAUCUCUAUUGAAACUUUGCAGAAGUGCUUGGAAGAACAAACUGCAUGGGAAGAGUCAGGAAGUAAUGCAGCAUGGUGCUGGGUGCGUAGACAAUGGGAAAGGGAUAACAGAAAGUGGUACCAGACAGGAGAGUGUUUGAGAAGCUGGGAUGCGCUGGGUAUUCUUGGCCGUGACGUUGAUGAAAUUGGUAUGCAUGGACCAAAGAAAUUUGGUGGACUGUUAUUGUCGGAAAGUACGACGGAACAGGAUGAUGAAUAG
Messenger RNA from Botrytis fragariae, 1377 nucleotides. RefSeq lists its product as uncharacterized. The transcript has 2 exons. The coding region runs from base 1 to 1377 and encodes 458 amino acids. NCBI's taxonomy places the organism in Eukaryota, Fungi, Ascomycota, Leotiomycetes, Helotiales, Sclerotiniaceae. The record is from RefSeq and is a predicted model, not a curated record.